CUGGAAGAAGCCAUCAAACGUCGUUCAACGUUUGGCCUGAUCCGAUCUGCUUCUGAUCCACACCGACAUGAUGAGUCUGCGCCUGUGCCUGCUGGCCACCUGCCUCCUGGUGGCGGCCCAAGCCUCCAAGGAUGGCUCCAACAUGCAGCUGAAGCCGACCAAGUGGAUGACCGCCUCCGAUCUGGAGAGUGUGCCCUCGCUCAACGACAUCACCUGGGAGCGUUUGGAGAACCAGCCCCUGCAUCAGGGUGCCAAGAUGAUCGAGAAGAUCUACCAUGUUGGCCAAAUCAAGCACGAUCUGACCCCCAGCUUUGUGCCCAGCCCCAGCAAUGUGCCCGUCUGGAUCAUCAAGUCCAACGGCCAGAAGAUGGAGGCCAAGCUGAACAACUACGUGGAGAAGGCCAAGGCCCAGCCCGGUUUCGGUGAGGAUGAGGUGACCAUUGUGCUGACCGGCCUGCCCCAGAGCAGUCCCGCCAACAAGAAGGCCAUGCGCAAGCUGGUCCAGGCCUACCUCCAGAAGUACAACCUCCAGCAGCAGCAGAAGAACGCCCAGGAGCAGCAGGAGCAGCACAAGAGCUCCGACUACGACUACACCAGCAGCGAGGAGACCGCCGACCAGUGGAAAUCGGCCAAGGCUGCCAGCGGCGAUUUGAUCAUCAUCGACCUCGGCUCCACCCUGACGAACUUCAAGCGCUACGCGAUGCUGGAUGUGCAGAACACCGGCGCCAUGAUCGGCCAGACCCUGGUCGAGCUGAGCAACAAGGGAGUGCCCCAGGAGAUCAUCCAUCUGAUUGGCCAGGGCAUCAGUGCCCAUGUGGCCGGAGCUGCUGGCAACAAGUUCACCGCCCAAACUGGACACAAGCUGCGCCGCAUCACCGGUCUGGAUCCCGCCAAGAUGCUGUCCAAGCGUCCCCAGACUCUGGAUGGUCUGUCCCGCGGCGAUGCCGAUUUCGUGGAUGCCAUCCACACCUCGGCCUUUGCCAUGGGCACACCCAUUCGUUGCGGUGACGUGGACUUCUAUCCCAAUGGACCGUCGACCGGUGUUCCCGGCUCCGAGAAUGUGAUCGAGGCGGUGGCCCGUGCCACCCGCUACUUUGCCGAAUCCGUGCGUCCCGGUAACGAGCGCAACUUCCCCGCCGUUCCGGCCAAUUCCCUGAAGCAGUACAAGGAGCAGGACGGUUUUGGCAAGCGCGCCUUCAUGGGUCUACAGACCGAUUACGAUCUGCGCGGCGACUACAUCCUGGAGGUCAACCCCAAGAGCCCCUUCGGUCAGCGCAGCCCCGCCCACAAGCAGGCCUCCUACCAUGGCACCCAUAACGCCCAGAACUAGGUCGCAUCUCAUCCACACAUUUUCAGGCACUUUCUUCUGAUACUCAGAGAAAACCCGGAAAGCAACGUAGUCUAGUUUAGAAGUUCUAUUGAACGAUCAAAAAAAAGAAAAAACUUAUAAAAUCCCAUAAAAAUAAAGCUGCAAAUUAAAAAAAAAUA
Messenger RNA from Drosophila elegans, 1488 nucleotides. RefSeq names its product vitellogenin-3 (gene Yp3). The coding region runs from base 68 to 1330 and encodes 420 amino acids. The record is from RefSeq and is a predicted model, not a curated record. Gene Ontology annotation, molecular function: lipase activity. Lineage: Eukaryota; Metazoa; Arthropoda; Insecta; Diptera; Drosophilidae. The transcript has 3 exons.